UCAUAUUCUGUCGUCCAAUUUAUUCCCCAAGUUCAACCGCCUUGUAGUUUACAGCUUUCCAUCACCGCAACAAACUUUAGCAUCAAAAUGUCUAGACGGCCAGAUCUCGGCUAUAUCGACCAAGCUUCAGAAGACCCGGUCAAUACUGUUUCAACACCAAUCGGAGGCCUUGAGCCAAACGCCGACAAAGGAGUGGAGGCUGAAGCACCUGAAGAAGAUUCUGGAUCGAGUAUCGAAGAAGAGUCUGAAGGGGAACCGUUUGAGGACGUGGAUGGCGGCGAUUUCGAUUUCGGCGCGUUGGAUGUUGGUGGGUCGGGUGAAGAGGACGAGGAGGAGGAUGAUGGAGAUUGGGAUGUGGACGAUGAGGAUUGGGAGCUGGCCAAUGGAGAUUUUACCAAGCAAUACAAUCGAGUUCGACAGCAACACGCUGCUACAUCCGGCUCUGCCCCGUUACCUGCGCGAAACCUCUCCCAGCAAACAAAAUCAAAAUUGUCCAAAUCCAACCCGACGGCCGGGUCUGGCGUGGUGACAAAUCCGAAAGCAGCGCAGGAUAAACAUGAUAAAGAUAAAAGCGAUAGGGCUACUCAGGAGCAAGUGCUUGAUAGCCGUACUCGACUGGUUUUGGCGGGACUAGUCAAUCGGGGGGUUAUCGGUAUGAUUGAAAGGUGUAUCAGUACAGGUAAAGAGGCAAACGUCUACUAUUCAUCCCCAGGCCGUGCCGUCAAAAUCUACCGAACCUCCAUCCUCGUCUUCCGUGCUCGACAAAACUACAUUGUCGGCGAACAACGUUUCCGGGGGGAAUACACUUCCUCUCGAAAUCCGCGAAAGAUGAUUCGUGUCUGGGCCGAAAAGGAGUUGCGAAACCUGAGACGGUUGGUUCAAGGAGGUGUGCGUGCACCGGUGGUACAUGAAUGUAAGGAGAAUGUGCUCGUCAUGGAUUUCUUGGGCAAGGGCGAGGUAGCGUCGCCUCGUUUGAAAGACGCAGAGAUUCCCGAGGACAGGUUACCCGAUCUGUACGCAGAAAUGGUUAUCGCGACCCGAAGAAUGUACCAGCACUGCCACCUCGUCCACGCCGAUUUGAGUGAAUACAACAUUCUGCUACACGACAACCACCUAUACAUCAUCGACGUCUCCCAAUCUGUCGAACACGACCACCCCCGCGCAUUCGAUUUCCUCCGUUCCGACAUCUCCAACAUUGAAGAAUUCUUCUCCCGCCGUGGGGUCGCCACGCUCGGAAUCCGGAAAUCAUGGGAAUUCAUCGUCACCGAGAACAUUGGUCUUUCCCCCACUGGCUCCGCCUCGUCAUCAUUGGAGAUGGAGAAGGGCGACGACGGCGAAAGGCGCUUGGUGGGUGUUUUGGAAGAAUGGUUAAAGGAACCGUCAGACAAGACGGACGAUGCGGUCUUUAUGGAGUCGUAUAUCCCGAGAACGUUGGCGGAGGUGUAUGAUCCCGAGAGGGAUGUGGAUGUGCUCAAGAGUGGGGGAGGGGACGAGUUGAUUUAUGCGGGUGUGACGGGUUUAAAGUUGGCUCAUGAGAGUGCGAAUGCCAAGGUGAAGGAAAAGGAAAAGGAGAAACAGAGUGCGAGUGCGGGUGCGGGUGCGGGUGCGGAUGAUGCGAACAAGCGUGAAGAGGUGGAUGCGGAUGAGAAUGUAGAAAAGGGUGAAAGAGUAAAAGGUAAAUGUAAGGAUGAGGGCAAAAACGACAAGACAUCGAAAAGCGUACGGUUCGAGGAUGAAGUAGACGAACAUGACGAGGAAGAUGAUGCCCAAGAAGCAGAGGAGCAAGGUGAGGAAGAAGGAAUGGAUAAAAAAUCUAGAGGGUUCCGACAUGAAGAUCGUGAAUCUAAAAAGGAGCGGAAAAAGGCAGUCAAGGAAGAACAGAGGGAGAAACGAAAGACCAAGAUGCCAAAAGCUGAAAAGCAAAAGUUGAUAAAAAAGUCUGCUUCUCGGCACUAGUCGAUUCAGGGCGAUCAUUGUCUUUAUGUAUUUGGACGUUGACAAGUCUAUUUUUCUUCGCGUGUGAAGGAUACCCCUUUGCGCGUGGGAUUUGUAGAGAUUGAUAGCUGCGCCGUGGGACAGCUCGUACCUGUGAAAUUGAGAUAUCGGUAGUAACAUAGCUGCAGCUGUAUCGGACCCAACCUACGAGUUGAAAGAGAUGCAAAAUAAAACUCUAUCGCUUUCGCAGCCUAAACAAGUCAAUGGAGAAACGGAAUCUAAAUCCUGUUGGAAAAAUGGGGCCAUAUCAAUCUACAUCCAAGUCCAAUCAUCAAACCAAGUCAAAUAUCAACGACCUCCAGCUGUUCUGCGAGUGGGAGAGGGAGGGCGAGAUUGUACGGGUG
Messenger RNA from Cryptococcus deneoformans JEC21, 2339 nucleotides. RefSeq names its product extragenic suppressor of bimD6 mutation, putative. The coding region runs from base 88 to 1956 and encodes 622 amino acids. NCBI's taxonomy places the organism in Eukaryota, Fungi, Basidiomycota, Tremellomycetes, Tremellales, Cryptococcaceae. The record is from RefSeq and is a predicted model, not a curated record. Gene Ontology annotation, molecular function: protein serine/threonine kinase activity; ATP binding. Gene Ontology annotation, cellular component: cytosol; preribosome, small subunit precursor. Gene Ontology annotation, biological process: maturation of SSU-rRNA; protein phosphorylation. The transcript has 6 exons.